Molecule: messenger RNA, 1644 nt
Organism: Tupaia belangeri chinensis (Chinese tree shrew)
Lineage: Eukaryota; Metazoa; Chordata; Mammalia; Scandentia; Tupaiidae
Gene: NDFIP1
Product: Nedd4 family interacting protein 1
Biological process (GO): metal ion transport; positive regulation of protein ubiquitination; vacuolar transport
Cellular component (GO): Golgi apparatus; endoplasmic reticulum; perinuclear region of cytoplasm
Molecular function (GO): WW domain binding
Source: RefSeq, a predicted model, not a curated record
UUGCAGAAUGAAGAAGAGCCUGGAGAACCCGAGCAGGCUGCAGGCGAUGCUCCUCCCCCGUACAGCAGCAUCUCUGCAGACAGUGCAGCGUAUUUUGACUACAAAGAUGAGUCUGGGUUUCCAAAGCCCCCUUCUUACAAUGUGGCCACCACACUACCCAGUUAUGACGAGGCUGAGAGAACCAAGGCCGAAGCUACCAUCCCGUUGGUUCCUGGAAGAGAUGAGGAUUUUGUGGGUCGGGAUGAUUUUGAUGAUGCUGACCAGCUGAGGAUAGGAAAUGAUGGAAUCUUCAUGUUAACUUUUUUCAUGGCAUUCCUUUUUAACUGGAUUGGGUUUUUCCUGUCCUUCUGCCUGACCACCUCAGCUGCAGGAAGGUAUGGGGCCAUUUCAGGAUUUGGUCUCUCUCUUAUUAAGUGGAUCCUGAUUGUCAGGUUUUCCACCUAUUUCCCUGGAUACUUUGAUGGUCAAUACUGGCUCUGGUGGGUGUUCUUGGUUUUAGGUUUUCUCCUGUUUCUCAGAGGAUUUAUCAAUUAUGCAAAAGUUCGGAAGAUGCCAGAAACUUUCUCAAAUCUCCCCAGGACCAGAGUUCUCUUUAUUUAUUAAAGGUGUUUUCUGGCAAAGGCCUUCCUGCGCUUAUGAAUUCUCUCUCAAGAAGCUAGAGAACACCUGCAGGAAGUGAAUCAAGAUGCGGAACACAGAGGACUAAUCACCUGCUUUAAAAAAAUAAAGUACUGUUGAAAAAGAUCGUUUCUCUCUAUUUGUUUCUAGGUGUAAAAUUUUAAUAGUUACUGCAGAAUUCUGUAAUCAUUGAAUCAUUAGUGGUUAAUGUUUGAAAAAGCUCUCGCAAUCAAGUCUGUGAUGUAUUAAUAAUGCCUUAUAUAUUGUUUGUAGUCAUUUUAAAUAGCAUGAGCCGUGUCCCUGUAGUCAGUAGGGGGCAAUCUUGCUUUAUUCACCCUCCAUCUCAAAAUGAAUUUGGAAUUAAAUAUUUUAGUGUAAGAUAUGUAUAAUGCUGGUCAUUUUAAAGGGGUUUUCUCAAAAGAUAAAGUUUCUGUUAUGACUGCAUUUUUUGCACACAAUCCAUAUUUGCUGUUAAAAUUAAUCUAGAAAUGUACUGUGUGAACAACUGGAAACAAACUCAUAGUGCAAAAUACACUUAAGGUGUGGUCCAAAAGUCUGUUCUUAACUGGUAAAUAGUAAGCAUUCUUUUUUUUUUUCUAUAGUCUUCGUUUGAAAUUUCACAGUACCUUAUUGUUCUAUGGUCUGUACCUAAGGAAUUCUAAAGAUGUUGUCGCUGUAUAAAAUUGAAACGACAAGAACAAAUGCAGCUAAUUACUAAAAUGUAAUUUUUGACACUUUCUGUACUAUUAGAGUCCCUACCCUUUUUUCUUUCGUCUUCUGAUGAUCAGGUCAAGAGAUGGAUGUAGGGAGAGGAUUAGGUAUUAGGAGCAAAGAAAGAAUUAGCUUGAAACUUUUGAGAUGAUCCCUAACAGGCUGUACUACUAGCUUUUACAAUGUGUUAGCAGAAACCGAUGUUACAAAUGUAGGAUGAUGUGCUUUCUGCCAAGUGGUAAUUCACCUUGGUUUGCAUUGUUAAAACUGUAAAUACAACAGAACAUUAAUAAAUGUCUCUUGUGUAGCACCUUU